This is a messenger RNA of Elaeis guineensis (African oil palm), 1107 nucleotides long. RefSeq names its product mediator of RNA polymerase II transcription subunit 7a. The record is from RefSeq and is a predicted model, not a curated record. Gene Ontology annotation, biological process: regulation of transcription by RNA polymerase II. Lineage: Eukaryota; Viridiplantae; Streptophyta; Magnoliopsida; Arecales; Arecaceae. Gene Ontology annotation, molecular function: transcription coregulator activity. Gene Ontology annotation, cellular component: mediator complex; core mediator complex.
UAACCUUUAAACCCUUAUAAAUAAAUGCCCAACACGGAAACCCAGCCAUCGCCUGAGGUUUCCUGUUCGGCCGCUCGAAGUCUCCCACCCGAUUGAGACACCUGAGGACGGAAAAAGGAGGAUAAAUCGGGGGAAAGCAUAGCGAAAGUAAACGAAAACAAGGGAAAGGCGGAAAAAUUGAAAGGAUUCUUGGUGCUAGACUACUAAAAUUACCAGAGUCCAGAGAGCUUCCAUUCCAGUUUCAAGACAUCAGUAUUGUCUGAGGAGGUGACUGAGGACUGGUAAGAGUGGAUGGCAAUGGCGACAUCAUCGUCAUACCCACCGCCUCCCCCGUACUACCGACUGUACAAGGACUACCUGGAGGACCCCAAAUCUGCCCCCGAGCCCCCACCGCCCAUCCACGAUGCCACCUACCCUCUCUUUGGCGCCACCUACACUACAGACGUGGUGCUGCCCAGCUUGGAGGAUCAGGGCGUCCGCCAGCUCUACCCCAAGGGCCCUAACAUUGAUUUUAAAAAGGAAUUACAAUCGCUCAAUAGAGAGCUUCAACUGCAUAUCUUGGAGCUAGCAGAUGUUCUGGUGGAGAGACCUUCCCAAUAUGCACGUAGAGUGGAAGACAUAUCUCUUAUUUUCAAGAACUUGCACCAUCUCCUCAAUUCUUUGCGUCCUCAUCAAGCCAGAGCAACACUCAUUCACAUUCUAGAAUGUCAGAUACAACGACGCAAACAAGCAAUAGAGGAUAUAAAAAGGAGGAGAGAGGAGGCUCGGAGGCUGCUCAAGGAAUCGCUUCAAACUUUGGAUGGCCAUCAAGCCUGAGAUUUACUGCUUGUCUGAUGUUAAAAUGGUUGUGUGUUUUAUACCAGUGUAAAUCUCUACACCGUUGUUACUGCACCUUAAAAAUUGUCACACUUGUUGACUGCGCCAGUGAAGGAAUCUUAUCACGAGACCGCAAUUCAAUGGAUGCAGAUAUCCAGCAAGAUGUUCAAUGUAUAACCACCAAGUACUUGCCUAUCUAUGGUUAUAAUUCAACAAUUGCCGGUUGCUAACGAACGAGGACCAAAAAUGUUGAACUCAUAAGCUGAUGGAAUUUUAGAACUGAUCACAAAU